Molecule: messenger RNA, 3057 nt
Organism: Pleuronectes platessa (European plaice)
Lineage: Eukaryota; Metazoa; Chordata; Actinopteri; Pleuronectiformes; Pleuronectidae
Product: endonuclease domain-containing 1 protein
Exons: 3
Coding region: 150-1052 (300 amino acids)
Molecular function (GO): metal ion binding; hydrolase activity; nucleic acid binding
Source: RefSeq, a predicted model, not a curated record
ACGCCCACUUUCAAACUCGGCUGAAAUAUAAACAAUGUGACUUCCUCCUUCAGCUCUGUAGAUCUCUGGUCUUGUUUCCACUGCUGUUUGAACAGAAGAUCUCUGAUUUUCAGGAAAUCUGAGCUGUGCGUUCAGUGGUGGCGUUGAAGAUGCCGUUCCUCCUGCCGCUCCUUGCCCUCCUCCUCCUGUCCGCUGCUCCCACAGUAACUGAAGUGGUGACAUCGAUGUCGGACUGUGACCAAUACUUUCUUAAUCAAAAACCACCAAAGAUUGGGGGAAUCUUGGAGGGAGGGAAAAUCCUGGACCAGAACCAAUACAAGCCCAUUUGCCAGACCUUGAAUAACUUGAGAACAUUUGUGACACUCUACGACACCACCAACAAGAUCCCAGUGUUCUCUGCUUACAAGUACACUGGGAACACAGCAGAGACACCUCCAUGGAUGAUAGAACCUCAGCUUGAGGAAAUAAACCUGAAUAAAAACAUGAAGAUUGAAGAGGAAGGGAAGUGCUACAUUAACCAGGCCAUUAAUACUGAUUACACUGACAACCAAGUAUUUAUCAAAGGGCAUUUAUUACCAUUCUCCUAUGGCUCGAACGAAAAUGGCAAAAACUCUACCUAUACACUGACCAACAGUGUUCCUCAAGUAAUAUCAUUUAAUUCGGGAAGCUGGAGUAGAAUGGAGACCUGCGUUAAAUGUGUCCUUGAUAAAUACUGCAAGGACGCAAACAGAAAAACUGAAGGCUUUGUGGUGAUUGGAGCACGACCCAGCAACAACAUCCGUCUCAAUGACAAGGUUAAUAUUCCCUCCAUGCUCUGGUCAGCUUUCUGCUGCUACAGCAGUAAACAGAAUAAGUGGUUAGCAGGGGCACACUGGGGUAAGAACAUUGAAGAUGGAGGUCCAGUGCUUCAGACCAAGACCUUGGACGAGCUCCAUCAAGAACUGGGAGAACCAUCUGAAGCAUUCCCUGGAUCACAGUGUCCACCUGACACCACUGUCACCCACCUUUACCCUCAACUCAGUAAGGACUGUAACUGCCCAGCACCCGUUUAAACAACUGGUGGUUUGGUAGCUGGUUUAUUAAAUGCAAUAGGAGGUGCUCUUUCAGGAUUGGCAGCAGCAUUUUGGAGAUUAUUCGGAUGAGGAAACGGAGGUAACCUUAUCCCUCCAAUCCCACCACCUCUUGUUGGUCCAGAAACUGCGACUACUCCUCCUCUAAUCAAUGAACGUCCUAAUGCCCCAACUUUUCCCAAACCUCCUACAGCCACUUUAACGCCUGUUAUUACUUCUGGAACUCCACCCGAGGUUGUUUCUACUGUUCCUGUUGCUGCUGUCCCCUCCACUGCUCCUCUUGGCAGUAACCCCACUCCCACAACACGUCCCCGCAAAACCACCACCAUCCCAGCGAAAGCCAUCACUCUUCGUCCAUCACCUAGAACAGAUCAAUCUCCAUCCCCAUCCACAUCAGGCUAUGCCAGCCCUGCUCUGGCAACUCAGACCGCUGCCAUUUCUGAGGAAAGCACGUCUCAGAAACCUUCUUCAACUACAGCUAUGCAAACUGCCACCACCACUUUAAGCUCUACAACCUCACCUGGAACUUCAUCUACAUCUGGCCCUGUUACUUCCACAUCCGGCCAUGUCAGCACCACCUCUGGGCUAGUCAGUUCUACCUCUGGCCCUGUUACUUCCACAUCUGGCCAUGUCAGCACCACAUCUGGCCUAGUCAGUUCUUCAUCUGGCCCUGUUACGUCCACAUCUGGCCAUGUCAGCUUCACCUCUGGCCUAGUCAGUUCUUCAUCUGGCUCUGUUACUUCCACAUCUGGCCAUGUCAGUACAAAUCUACCCCUGUCAGUGUUACAUCUAGCCCUCUUACUCCCACAUCUGGCCCUGUCAGUACCACAUCUGGCCCUGUCAGUAAUACAUCUAGCCCUCUUACUACCACAUCUGGCCCUGUCAGUACCACAUCUAACCCUCUUACUACCACAUCUGGCCCUGUCAGUACCACAUCUAACCCUCUUACUACCACAUCUACCCCUGUCAGUACCACAGCUGGUCCUCUUACUACCACAUCUGGCCCUGUCAGUACAACAUCUACCCCUGUCAGUAUCACAUCUGGCCCUGUCAGUUCCACAUCUGGCCCUCUUACUACCACAUCUGGCCAUGUCAGCACCACCUCUGAGCUUUUUACAACCACACCUUCCAAUGGCAGUACUGUUCCUUCGAACUCAUCUGAUCCUCAUCUCACACCGACAACAUUUAGCUUCUCCAAUCAGUUUGUCUUUUUCUUCAAGCACCACCGGGGAUCUUUCAAACACCUCCCCUCCUUUUCCUCACAGCUUUUCUCCUAAUCGAAGCAGCACAUCAGCAUUUGAGACCUUGAGUUCUCCGUCUUCUCCCUCAGCUCCACCUCAAACCUCAAAGGCUCCUUUUCCUCCUUCAAAUGCCUCCAUCCUGUGUCCUCCUAUUGAACAAAUCUCAAUUUUUCACUAUUACCAGAAUGUCCGUGCCUACUAUCAAUACCAGCUAAACCAAUACGAGCUAAACCAAUACCAGAGUAACAACUAGCAGGAGGUUUGGGCUCAAAUAUAUUUUUUUACAAGAUCCUUUUUCUCCUGUUCCAAUUGAUUACUUGAGUUUUAACAUUGUUGUGAUGUGAUCUUAAGAAAAGUAUGAGAAUGUCCGACUAUACCUUGAAUAACAUUUUGAAACUAACAAUUUAACAGCAAUUAAAUGUCACUUCCUUAUAGCACAUUUUGUAGUUUUGCUCUUUUUGAAGAAAUUGUAUUUUCUUGAUUCUUGUUGUUGUGGGUUUGUACCCUCAUGGUUGAUGCACUUAUUGUGAGACGCUUUGGAUAAAAGCUUCAGCUAAAUGAAAUGUAAUGUAAAGAAUGAAUUCUUUGCAGCAUCCUGUGUUUUUUCCAUGCAGCUCAUAUUACUCUAAACCAAUCUUUGAAUGCGAUAUCAUUCUGCUCUCUGAUAUUUUAGUAAUUUGUUGUUUAAAAAUGUACAGCUUCUUCAUGUAACUUUGAUUUCCAUUAAAGACUGUGACUAGAUUAAA